Molecule: messenger RNA, 6111 nt
Organism: Oreochromis aureus
Lineage: Eukaryota; Metazoa; Chordata; Actinopteri; Cichliformes; Cichlidae
Gene: cramp1
Product: cramped chromatin regulator homolog 1
Exons: 20
Coding region: 109-3645 (1178 amino acids)
Biological process (GO): pattern specification process
Cellular component (GO): nucleus
Molecular function (GO): chromatin binding
Source: RefSeq, a predicted model, not a curated record
CAGCUCAGUCGAAUCAGGAGCAAGGAGAGGGCAUAAAAGCGGAGCGAUCGCUCUCGGCUUUAUUAUGCUCAAUUUGACCACUAAUUGCCAGUCUAACCGUUCGGACCCAUGGUGAAGAGAAAGAAGACAUCGUCCACUACAGAGGAGCACCAAAAUGGCAUGACACCGGGCUCCAGGGAGGGGAUCGGUGUCGAUGGGAGGAGGAAUCCGUCCAGAAAGCCCGACGGUUGCGACGAGGAGGAGAGCGGAGAGCAGGCGAGCGAGGAGCGCAGUACAAAGGGAGAGGACGGAGUGGAAAUUCUUAAUCCAUCAGCCACGGGUCUCAGCUCCGGUUCAGCCCCGGUCCUUCCUGCUUCUGCUCCGAACCGAACCGGGCCAGGCUCGACCCAGCUUCCUCAGACAUCAGCUGAGCCCGGCCCUCCGGGCCCCGACCAGCAUCAUUUUCUCCGAUCAAGCGUUCGACCUCCGAGCAAACGGAUACGGAAGGAUUCAAUCGGCUCCUCCAUCAAUGGACAUGGCGGGGCAAAAUCGAAAGGGGCAGAGAAUGGCUCCUCUUCCCAGGGUGUGGUGGGACAGUCUGGGCCUGUGGUCAGCUCCACGGGGGGAGUAUCCAAGACCUCCAAGGGCCAAGGGUCUACAGAGAAGGAAGAACAAGCUGGUAACCAGAAAAGAGCCCGUAGGCAGUGGGAAUCCUGGAGCGCCGAGGACAAAAACAGCUUUUUUGAGGGUCUUUAUGAGCACGGGAAGGAUUUUGAGGCCAUCCAGAACAACAUUGCAAUGAAGUACAAGAAGAGAGGCAAGCCAGCAAACAUGGUGAAGAACAAGGAGCAGGUCCGCCACUUUUACUACCGAACUUGGCACAAGAUCUCCAAACACAUCGACUUCGCUAAUGUGUACUCCAGGGUGUUAAAGAAAUCUUCUCAAGAACUGUACGGCCUCAUCUGCUACGCCGAGCUUCGCAAAAAAGUUGGAGGAUUGAUGGAUGAUAAGAAUGUGGCAAAGCUGAACGAACUCAUCCAGCAAGGGGCCACCACCGUGCGCUCUAAGGGGAGGAACCUGCGGAUCAAAGCUCCAAUGUGCCGAGCGUUGAAGAAACUUUGUGAUCCAGAUGGAGUGAGUGAUGAAGAGGACCAGAAGCCGGUGCGUCUGCCCUUGAAGGUGGCAGUGGAGCUCCAGCCACGCAGUAACCACUCCUGGGCCCGAGUUCAGAGUCUUGCCCACAACCCUCGCCUCAGGAUGGUGGUGGAGCUCCACAGGAAAGUCUCCAGCCUCAUAGAGUAUCUGAAACAGAAGUGGGCUUAUCAUGACCAGCGGAUUCUUAAGAGUCUCAUGGAGAGAGAGGCUCUAGAAGGCAACCAGACCAGCACAGGCUCUCCCAGCAUAACUCAGAAGGAAGAACUUUUUCUUUUUCCAGCUGAGAGCUGCACAUUAACCACACUGCCUGGGGUGGCACGUGUGGUUCACUCCAAAGCCUCCUGCACUGUCCAUUGGAUUGAGAGUGGCAAGAACCGGCCUAGUGCCAAGGAGUUGCCAGCUGCCCAGAUCCUGGGCAUCCAUGCAGCUCCACAGCCUCGAACUGGCAGCAAAUCUGGGCGGGGAAGCGCUGCUGUUGCUGGUGCUUCACUGACUAUAAUGGGUGAUGCUCGUCGAACUGAAACCCCCAACCCUGAUCCAUCAGCAGACAGUUCUGCAAAGGUAGAGGAGAAGAGACUUCAGUCCCCUUGUGUCCCAGUUUCCUCUCAGCAGACUGUCAGAGAAGAGGGAGAUGGGAUGGGAUCUUCUGAUCCAGGAAAGGCCUGCACUGGAAUUGAGGUCAGUGGUGGUUUAGCCAUGACCAAAAGCACGGACAGGUCAUGUAGUGGUGCCGAUGGCUCCGCUGAGCAGUACAAAGAGGAGCAGAGCACCAGCGUGUCUUCCUCGGAGGCCAACCAGCCUCCUUCAGCCAAACCUCCAGUGACUGGCUCAGACGAAGCCGUGUUGCAAGCUUCCCCACCAACGACCAAAGAACGGGUCGUUGAGCAAAUCAGAGAGGAAGGUUGGAGUGCCCGUGAUGCAGAGAACGUCACCCUGGCCGAGCUGUACCUGAUGUUUGGGAAGCCAGGCAAGCUGCAGCUGGAGUACGAGUGGCAGCCGGUCGCAGCUCCUCCCAGCAACUCGGAAGAUGGACAAGCCUCAGUGCAACCAAAGCCUGACAGGACGAAUCGAGUUUUGCGCUGCUUACUCAAGCUGGUUUCCACUGAAGUCAACCCCAAACCUCUGGCUCCAGAACUCUGCUCAACAGCCACAUCACCCCUCAAGACCCAUCAGGAGGAGCAAAACCAGGUCCUCACACCUCCGGCGAAGGGUCCUGUUGCAGGCACUCGUAGCCCCAGCUGUGGGCGGCCGCAGGCAUCUGUGCGCAUGUCCAAGUUACAGCUGCCAAAUGCUGGAGGUGGGCGCAACCUUCCUCGCUCUCUGCUGGGCUCUACUGCAGGUGGCGAAUCAGAAAGCGGCGUGUUCGCAGUACCCACCACGCUGCCACCCAACAGCUCACGGCACAACCGAAUGUUCUCCCCUAACAAAGAGGCAGAGCUAGCCUUCAGACAGCAGCUCGACUCGAUCAGUAUGCAGUCAGAUCUUUUCCUUUCUAGACAGAGAAAACCUCGGAACAGACAACUUCGCAAACCACUUGUAGUUCAGCGAACACUGCUGCCCAGAACUACAGGAGACACUCCUCAACACGUCUGCUCCUUCUCCAUCCUCUCCAACUCCUCUGCCACAGGAACUGGAUCUUUCCGGCCAAUCCAUCCUCGACUAGCUCCUUCCUCUCGCUCUGCCCAAACUAAAACGACCCCAGCAACAUCCAGCUCUGCGGGGGCCAGCCAGCUCUCUAGUGCCAUUGACCUGGCAGCUAAGUCUGCAGGCAUCAUCCCAAGCAGUCCCUGUCGGGAGGUGGAUUCUUCUACUGUGGAUAACAGCGCUCUGCUUGCCACCACACCCAUUGCUGAUCCUGAGCCAGACUCUCAACUCCACCAGCAAAAUGUUCCAGAGAAUGGCGUACCACCUCCGUCUCCUGGAGUCACCGGCGGGGGAGACUCACUCCUCUCUCCACCGAGCGUUGCCUCGCUCCUUGAUAUCUCACUCCCAGGCCCGCCCGAAGAGGCUCUAACCCCUGGAGAACCUCAAACGCAGAUCAGCGACUCCAUCAUCGAGCUUGCCAUCAACUCCACACAUUAUGGUGAGGAGGCCACUCUCUCUCCAGCCAAGCUGGGCAACAGCGACGGCUCCAAACUGCUGGCCUCGUCUCCCUCGCUCAGCCCGUCCAGAGGCUGGAUCCCUUCACCCAGCCACGACCCUCAGUGGUACCCCAGCGACUCGUCUGACUCCACACUGGGAUGCCUCCUUUCCAGCAUGGUCUCUCCUGAUAAGGGCAGACGGACCACCCUAACCCCCACUGGCCCCUCCAGCGGCACUGCUCUACUCGGUCCUAGCCUCCUGGACUGCAAUUCCCAUGAUUCCUUUCAAUCCCGUGGCCUUCCUGAUGUGGCAGAGAUGGAUUCUCAGCUUGCAUGUAUGAUGAGUGAGAGCAGCAUAGACUACAUCGCUCGCUUCAAUGAUCUGGCUCAGGAGCUCGCCGUGACUGAGCCCUCCAUCCCACCUCCCUGAGGAAGACUCCACCAAGCCAUUGUCAUCUGUACCUCAAAUCUACAGCCAGUUCCAGGCAUUUCCACUUGGGGGGAAGAGAGAGACACAAAUUGCUGGGCCCACACCUGGAAGCAGUGACUACUGCUAGAAAUUCAAAACUGAUUUGCAGCCAGCAGUUGCAAAUUACCCUAACUUUUACCACGUCUGGUUCUCAGACCUGUCGAUAAGCAGGCUGGUCCUAAAAAGAGACCAAGGCAGAACUUUGCUCACCUAGAGCAUCAUGUUGGUGAUGACAAGAGGUACUGUAAGUGAGGAAAGGAGAGGUUUCCUCUCUGUCUUCUCCCUGUUUGGAGAAAGAAGACUGGGGAGAAAGGCCAACCCCAUUCCCCCCCCCCCAAAGCCAUCCAUGGCCUGUUUGUAAAAGUGCAAUAAUAGGUGGUCAACCGUGACCAUUGUUCAAAAGCGAGUUGCGUUGGUUUCACUGAACUGUUCUGUAAGGAACAAUUCCCUUUAAAUACAAACACUUUAGAUAAAACAAAUGAGUUUACAAAAAUACAACCUCAUGUACAGGAAAAUACUAUGCCAUAUCCGAACAAAAUAUCUGCAGCGAUCUUUCAUGUCUCUUCCUGCUCUCGGUGUGUGAGUGCAUCAAUGUAUCUGUGUGUGUGCGUGUGUAUUAAAGGCUUCAAGGCUGACCUCUCAAAAUGUGCAGUUCAGAUCAUCAGCUGGUGGCAAACAGCCACUGGACUGUGAUUUUUAUUAAAAGUAAUGUCGGUGAGAAAGAGAUGCUUGGCAUAGUUCAGUAGCAAAAGUGGAACAAAACAAAGUGGCGCGUAGAAGUUCAUUCUUUCCUGUUGGCCUCCUUUUCUUUUUGUUCCUCAUCUCUUAUGAGUUCAGGUGUUACAGAUUGUGUUGUAGUCAUGCGUGUUUGGAAUCGGGUUCAUCAUUUCUCAAACCCACAUUUAAAAAAAAAAAAAAAAAAAAAAAAAAAAUUUUAAAUGGCAGCUUGUUGGUUGACUCCACUUGGGUAGCUCUACAGAUGCUGAAAAUGUUAUUGGAUUUAUUUUGUUGUUGCAUUCAUUACUCGUUAGUUUUACUGUGUGCAGAGAUGCAAGUUCAAAUAGUGGAUUUCGUUGCAUAAACAGGAAUACCUUUUAGAUAUUUAAGCCCUCUUCAAACGUGUGGCAUCAGAAUGUUUUAAAGAGUCUGUGCUGACAGUGCUUAUAGCCACAAACGGCAUAAUGUGCAAAGACUGGAGCUCUUCAUUCUUGUUGCGUCCGAAUGAAGCCUUGAGGAAUGUUCGCGUUAAAAAGUUUCCUUUGACUCGGCGCUUUCGACGCUCCUCACGCGCAAGCUGCGAUAUGGAGAGUUUCCCUCCUGGAUUGUAGAUGUGAGCGUGAAUUGCAGAGAAAGCUUUUAAUGAAGGGAGACGAGCAUCUCAAAAAGAUGCACGUGAGACGUGAGCGACAGCACUCUGAUGCAUGCCUGUCUGUUAACAUACAUUCAGGCUUGCGCUGUUUUUAAAGGUGACCUAUCCAGAUCUGAAGCUGCGAGAUCAACAGCAAGGAAGGCGUGUCUUUGUUUACUUUUGGUGUCGUUUUCAAUAACGCCGACACAACAGGUGGGCGUUCUCUCGCCGUUGCCAUCCAUUACAAGGAAAUCUAACAACAAUGUUGCUCAUUUACUUUCCUUAGCUCUGUUGCUUUCUUGCAGUCCUAAUUAGUUCAAACAGAUGAGCUGUCUGCAGCCACACAUUCAUUUUGUUUGACAAACUAGAAUUACGAAUGUCCUGGGUACUAUUAAAAGUUCCCAGUAGAAAUACACUCCAUAAGAGCAAGCGGUUAUAAGUAUUUAAUUUAAUGAAACACUAAAGCCAUAGUUGACUCCAUUUAUUUUAAUUUUUGUUUUUUAUUAUAUGCCCAAAAAUUAGUUUCCCUUUGACUAGUGGAUGCUAACAAAACACUAUGACUAAAGUCAGCCUGAGUGACUCUUACAUGUUACAGCAGAUAUUCAGACAUCAUUUCUUCAUGCAGUGUGCAGUCCAGACUCAUUGCCUUCACAUUUAAUUUGACCAACCAGCAUCAUCUCUAUGCAGCUGUGUGAACCCGUUUGGUGUAAACUGUUAGGAGACCUCUUUGUCAUUCCACAAACGAGAUUGUAAAACGAUCUAACAAAUGUAAGCGCUCCUGUGGUGUUAAUUUGUGACCGACAUUUGGAAACGCUUGAUCUUGUCACACUAGAUGAUUCUUAAUAAGGAAUCCUAUUGAAGGAUGUAUUUGUACAAAUGGAAAUUCCAGUAUUCACUGCGCUUUUGUAACAUAAUGUAAAUCAUUAUUUGGACUAUUUAUUGUUAAUAUUUCUGAGACAAGUGAUUUUUUUUUUUUUUUUUUUGUUUAAUUUAAGGUGACAUCCAAGAAAGGAGAAAAAAAAAAGUUUUCAGUUUGUAAAAGGUGUUUUAUUCUGUGUAUAAAGAGUUAUAAAAACCUG